GUUCAUUUCAUCUCUCAAGUUUAGUAUAGUUUCUAGAGUAUAGUGGAAUAGAAUUAGAAUAGAAUCUUCAGUCCUCGGAGUCUUUGGAAGAAUUCAGGGUAGUGCAUGACUAGUUUCAACUUGCCAAAAAAUUUAAAGGAGAAUCCAGAAGUUUUCUUUCGGAGCAUCAAGCCGCAAGUCGUUGCUCCGCAGAAAACUCUUCCGACACAAAAACCAGCCAUACCAGCGCCACCAACAUUCAAGACUAUGGCUGACAAGACCCUACGUGAAUUCCCUGCUCCCUUCGCUAACAACGUGGCCACUGGGCCGCAAAUCAACAUGGGAGACAUGGAUUUCGAUCUGAAGUCCAGCCUCAUUACGAUGGCGCAUGCUAGCCCGUUCUGCGCUAAGCCUAAUAAGGAUGCCAAUGCACAUCUACAACAGUUCCUGGAGAUCUGCAGCACAUACAUAGUGAAGGGCAUCAGUCCUGACGCCGUCAGGCUACGAUUGUUUCUGUUUUCCCUCCUUGGAAAAGAGAAACAGUGGUUUUAUGCCAACCGUGUCACGAUCAACAUCUGGUACAAAUGCUCAACGGCAUUCCUGUCAAAGUUCUUCCCGAUGGGCAAAACCAACGCCCUUCGUGGGAGAAUCCUAAGUUUUCAGCAGACGAGGGAUGAGUCCAUUAAUGGGGCGUGGGAACGACUUCAGGAAUAUAUGGUCGCCUAUCCUCAUCUUGGGAUGGACGACUGGCUGAUUUUGCAAAAUUUUUACAAUGGACUCACUCCCACGUCUGGGACCACCUGGACGCGGCAGCUGGAGGAGCCUUUUUCUCUAAGACGGUUCGAGGAGCCGGCGACUUGAUAGAGAAAAAGGUCUCCAUUAUGGGCUUUUUGACGCGAAAAACACGCACUGGCCUGAGAGAUCUACUUAACUCUAGUGUAGGUCCAAAGAGAUUGCCUUCAGAUUUUGAGCGUGCCAGUUGGUUUGAUCCUGCAACCAACGAUCGGCUGGAUUGCCGAUGACAUAUCGUUCAAAGCCAAGCUGACAUAACUUGCAUUAGAUCAGUGAGGGAAGAUAAAGCGUAGAGAUUAUUAGAUAUACUCGAUCGGCUGUAGAUGUCAGCAAUACACAGUCUAUCCAAUGAAAUACAUUUAAACCAAGUGAUUGGGAUA
This is a messenger RNA of Oryza sativa Japonica Group (Japanese rice), 1151 nucleotides long. The record is from RefSeq and is a predicted model, not a curated record. NCBI's taxonomy places the organism in Eukaryota, Viridiplantae, Streptophyta, Magnoliopsida, Poales, Poaceae.